Triplophysa dalaica is the source of this 2475-nucleotide messenger RNA. RefSeq names its product solute carrier family 23 member 1 (gene slc23a1). The record is from RefSeq and is a predicted model, not a curated record. Gene Ontology annotation, molecular function: transmembrane transporter activity. The transcript has 15 exons. The coding region runs from base 151 to 1998 and encodes 615 amino acids. Gene Ontology annotation, cellular component: membrane. Gene Ontology annotation, biological process: transmembrane transport. Lineage: Eukaryota; Metazoa; Chordata; Actinopteri; Cypriniformes; Nemacheilidae.
GACAUUUUCACCUAAAUUCUGUACCUCUCCGAUAAUCUGCCUUGUAUGAGACAAGGGCCACAUGACAGCAUCUGAUGAUUCAACUCCUACAGAUGAUUGUGAGCCUGAUCCCGAGUCUAUGGUAGAGCCCCGCACAUCCUUCAAGGGCCAAUGAAUCAAUUCGAAACAGCAGUGGAGCUCAAGCUCCCAUCUUCAGAUGAGGUUGUGAAUGCGGAGAUACAGGAGACGUCUGCUGAAACGCACAACAAGCCUGAUGGAAGUCAGAAUCAGCCGCCAGGGUUUGACAUGAUCUACAAGAUCGAAGAUGUACCGCCUUGGUAUCUAUGCAUGCUGCUGGGACUUCAGCACUACCUAACAUGCUUCAGUGGAACUAUAGCUGUACCGUUUCUAUUGGCUGAUGCAAUGUGUGUGGGGCGGGACCAGUACACCGUUAGCCAAUUGGUGGGCACCAUGUUCACCUGUGUGGGCAUCACUACUCUCAUACAGACCACAUUUGGUGUCAGGUUGCCUCUUUUCCAAGCGAGUGCUCUUGCCUUUCUUGUCCCUGCUCAGGCAAUACUGAGGCUCGACAGAUGGAAAUGUCCCCCUGAAGAGGAGAUUUACGGAAAUUGGACGCUUCCUCUCAACACAUCCCAUAUUUGGCAUCCACGAAUUAGAGAGAUUCAGGGUGCUAUCAUUGUGUCUAGUCUGGUUGAGGUGGUCAUAGGGUUAACUGGAAUCCCUGGCAUCCUUCUCAACUCAAUUGGACCGCUGACUGUCACCCCCACCGUCUCUCUUAUCGGCCUGUCAGUCUUCCAGACGGCAGGAGACCGGGCGGGCAGCCACUGGGGUCUCUCUCUGCUGUGCAUCUUCCUCAUUGUUUUGUUUGCUCAGUAUCUGAGGAACUGGGCUUGUCCUUUGCCCACCUAUACCAGAAAGAAAGGCUGUCACAUGACACGUGCGCAGAUCUUCAAAAUGUUUCCAAUCAUCAUGGCCAUCAUGGUGGUGUGGUUGGUAUGCUAUAUUCUCACCCUGACAGACGUGCUGCCCAAUGACCCAACUCAGUACGGCUACAAAGCUCGCACCGACUCUCGGGGUGAUAUCGUGACCCAGGCGCCAUGGUUUCGUUUCCCCUAUCCCUGUCAGUGGGGUUUACCCACAGUGACAGUGGCAGGAGUGCUGGGGAUGUUCAGCGCAACUCUAGCCGGUAUCAUUGAGUCUAUUGGGGAUUAUUACGCAUGUGCUCGCCUCUCUGGGGCUCCGCCUCCUCCUGUGCAUGCUAUCAAUAGAGGGAUCUUUACAGAGGGCAUGUGCUGUAUUUUCACAGGACUUAUGGGUACAGGAAAUGGCUCAACGUCCUCUAGUCCAAACAUAGGGGUGCUUGGCAUCACAAAGGUGGGCAGCAGAAGGGUGAUACAGUAUGGGGCAGGUAUAAUGUUGAUAUUGGGAACUAUUGGGAAGUUUACCGCACUUUUUGCCUCUUUCCCUGACCCUGUCCUCGGAGGGAUGUUCUGCACUUUGUUCGGUAUGAUUACAGCUGUUGGAUUGUCAAACCUCCAGAGUGUAGAUCUGAACUCUUCCAGAAAUCUUUUUGUGCUGGGUUUCUCCUUGUUUACCGGCCUCAUGCUGCCUAACUAUCUGGAGACUCAUCCGGGCAGCAUCGAAACAGGUGUGCCAGAGCUGGACCAGAUCAUUACAGUUCUCCUGACCACAGAGAUGUUUGUUGGGGGAUUCAUAGCGUUUGCACUGGAUAACACAAUCCCAGGCACCAAAAAAGAGCGAGGUCUGAUCAAUUGGGCAGCCGAGAAUUCUGUAGCAGAUAAAUUGACAUCAGACACGUAUGACUUUCCAGUGGGGAUGGGUCUGGUCCGGAAGCUGAACUGUCUGCGCUACCUGCCCAUCUGUCCCACUUUCCAGGGCUAUAAGGCAUUACGCCACAGGCAUAAAGAGAAUAACGUGACAAGCAAUGAAGGUGUGCCUCCAGAUGUUCCAGAGGAGACGAUCUGCACCAAAGUGUAGCCAUAUUGUUAUUUAACUGGGUUUUGUGUAGAAUACUUUGUUAAGAGCAAAUUAACCUUUUUACAGCUGAACACCAGAUUUGUUUCAGUUAGUUUGUUCAGUACUGCAUCUAAUAAUAUAAUACGACUCCUCCAUUAAAGCAUGGACGCUUAUAUUUCUAUUACGAUUUGAAGGACAGUUUAAGAAGCAAAUUCAGAUUUUAUUGAAAUAAUGUGAAAAUUACAGUCCGGUUAAUGAUAGUGUACAAAAUUCACAAGUGUUUAGCACUAAACAAAUGUUUUUAGAAAGGUUCAGUUUAGGAAGAUCGUGAACAUAUGUGUUUAGAAUACACAUGUGAUAAUGUACAUAUACAUGUUAUCGUAACAGAUAAUGUUUAUAAAUAAUUGUACUUUGUAUGCCAUGAGAACAUUACAGAUAAUCAUGUGGGAUGUUCAGUGUUGAAAAAGCUGUGCUUACGUUACUUUGUAUUAAAAAAUG